This is a messenger RNA of Thlaspi arvense, 1108 nucleotides long. The record is from the annotation of a GenBank genome assembly. NCBI's taxonomy places the organism in Eukaryota, Viridiplantae, Streptophyta, Magnoliopsida, Brassicales, Brassicaceae.
UUUUUUCUUAAAGCAAAUUUUAAUAUAUGGCUCGUGCUACCAAUCUUCAAUUCCUUCGUCUCUCUCGUAAUCGUCGUUUAUCACUAUGUCUGGCCGGAAGGGAAAGCUUUACUUGUCAAACGUAGAUGCUAAAGGAAACGGUUUCAUCGAGAGCAAGCCAAGUUUUGUUGACCUUCCAUUAUGCCUCUUGGAAGUAAUAAUAUCUCAACUUGUCUUAAAAGAUAAUAUUCGCGCCUCCGCUGUCUGCAAAACAUGGCGUGAAGCCGGUCUUUAUGUUCGGUUGGUGGAUAAGCCUCCUUGGCUUAUGUACUUACCUAAACGUGGCAACUUGUUCGAACUCUAUGAUCCUUUGCAACAGAAGAUGUACACACUGAAUCUACCGGAGCUAGCCAAAUCCACGCUUGAGUUAUCAUAUGAUGCAAUCGCUUUCUCCUGUGCACCCACAUCAGGUACUUGUGUUCUGCUAGCGUAUAAGUAUGUUCGGCAUGGUACGUUUACUACGAGCACUUGCCAUCCCGGAGCAACCGAGUGGAUUACUGAGGAUUUACAGUCCAAUCUUCAGUAUGGUGUUUCACUUAAGCACAACCAUGUUGUCUAUGCAAACCGUCGCUUUUAUUGCCUUGACGAUAAAGGAAGAUUAUAUUUCUUUGAACCGUCUUCUCGAGAAUGGAUUUUUAGUUAUACUACUUCACCUCCGUGUCCUUACAUGUCAGGUAGAUUUAGCUAUCGGUAUGAGCGGAAGAAGAAAAGAUUUUUCUUGGCGGCGCGUAAGGGAGUGUUGUUUAAAAUGUUUACAUGCGGAGGUGAGAAACCAGUUGUUUAUAAGCUUCCACUAGAGUCUUACAAAUGGAAACAGAUCAAUAGCGCUACGCUUGAUGGCUUAACAAUCUUCACGAGUCUUUAUUCUUCCGAGGUGAGAGUUAACCUCCCAUGGAUGAGGAAUAGUGUUUACUUCCCAAGGCUUCGUUUCAAUUGCAAGCGCUGUGUAUCGUAUUCGUUUGAUGAAGAGAGGUACUAUCCGCGUAAGCAGUGGCAAGAACAGGAGGAUUUGUGUCCUCUUGAGAAUCUUUGGAUUAGACCACCGAAGAAUGCUUUAGGCUACAUGUGA